Candidula unifasciata is the source of this 739-nucleotide messenger RNA. The record is from the annotation of a GenBank genome assembly. Lineage: Eukaryota; Metazoa; Mollusca; Gastropoda; Stylommatophora; Geomitridae.
AUGACAGAGAUUGAGUCCCUGGUCAACAAUGUCCGGUGGGACCAUGUGGUUGUAGAUGAAGAUUUCGAUGCAGGCAAUAACUCUUCCAAACUUUUUGAAAGAUCAAGGAUAAAGGCCCUUGCAGAUGAACGUGAGCUGGUGCAGAAGAAGACUUUCCAGAAAUGGGUGAACUCACACCUGAUUCGGGUCAACAGCAAAAUCCAGGACCUGUAUGUGGAUCUCCGGGACGGCAAGAUGCUGAUGAAGCUGCUGGAGGUUCUCUCGGGCGAGAGGCUGCCUCGACCAACCAAAGGCAAGAUGAGAAUCCAUUGCCUGGAGAAUGUUGACAAAGCUCUGACCUUCCUCCACGAGCAACGGGUUCACUUGGAAAACAUGGGUGCUCAUGACAUUGUGGACGGCAGCGCCCGGUUGACCCUGGGUCUCAUCUGGACCAUCAUCCUCAGAUUUCAGAUUCAAGACAUUACCAUUGAAGAGUAUGACAACAAUGAGACCAGGUCAGCCAAAGAUGCCCUCCUGCUGUGGUGUCAGAUGAAGACCGCAGGCUACCCCAAUGUGAACGUACGCAACUUCACCACUAGCUGGCGGGACGGCCUGGCCUUCAAUGCCCUGAUCCAUAAACACAGACCUGACUUGAUCCACUAUGAGAAGCUUCAGAAAUCCAACGCCAUGUACAACUUGAACAAUGCCUUCACUGUUGCCGAGGAGAAACUAGGCCUGACCAGUCUGCUGGAUCCUGAAG